This is a messenger RNA of Paramecium sonneborni, 548 nucleotides long. The record is from the annotation of a GenBank genome assembly. NCBI's taxonomy places the organism in Eukaryota, Ciliophora, Oligohymenophorea, Peniculida, Parameciidae.
AAAAAUACUAACUUGUAAUCUUUGAUAUAUUAUGAAUAAAUAUCUAUUUGAAAUAUUAAAUUAACAACCUAUUCGCUACUUGGAAAGGAGAAGAAAUUUUAAAUGUUGGUGGGUAGUGCAGAAAAAUUAAAUGAAGACUCUAAAUUAAAGAAUGUAAAAAGUAAGAUUUGUGGAGGGAUUUGAUAGAGAAUUAUUGGAGGUAAUUGAAAUUAAUAUAAAAGUCAAGCUCGAGUAUACGAAAAAGAUAGAUACAACAAUAGUUUAUGAACAGAAAAAUGGAGAUAUGUUUCAAAAGAAUAGAAAAUAUACAAUUUAAUCAAAUACUUUAAAAUUAAAAGGCUUAAAAAAUGGAAAAUGGGUAGAGUUACUUCCUAACUUUUUCAUGUAAAAUGAUAUUUUAAAAUAUUAGAAAAAAUUAAAUCAUCUAUUCAGGUAAUAUAUAAUAGUAAAAAGGUUAGUAAAAGGAUAAUUUGAUGAAAAAUUGUAGUGGUAGGGGAUAAUAUGAAAAAAAACAAUUUGAAGAGAGGAAUUUGAACAGAAUUGAGUGA